AUGAACCUGUUGCUGAACGACGAGGGCGUCAUCAAACUUGGCGACUUCGGGGUGUCACGGCAGAUGUCCGAGAACACCGUGUGUCUCCACUCGUUCUACGGCACGCCUCUCUACCUUUCGCCAGAGCUCAUAGAAGGGCGCGCAUACUCCCGGACGACGGACAUCUGGUCACUCGGGGUCGUUCUCUACGAAUUGCUCUCGCUGCAGCUGCCGUUCCGUGGGCCCAGCCUCCAGGACGUGAUCGCGGCGGUACUCCGCUGUCGCUUCGCUCCUUUGCCCAGCUGGCGACCACAGGAGUUUUCCGACGUUGUGAACGCCAUGCUGACCAAGGAUGCACAACGGCGUCCCUCUGCCGAGUCCCUGCUGCAGCGUAUGGAGUGGCUCGGUUGCAGGCAUCCAAAAGUUGUUGUUUAA
This is a messenger RNA of Symbiodinium necroappetens, 414 nucleotides long. NCBI's taxonomy places the organism in Eukaryota, Dinophyceae, Suessiales, Symbiodiniaceae. The record is from the annotation of a GenBank genome assembly.